UUCGAUGAACAAGAAGCAAUCGAAGAAAAAGAGGCAAAAUUUUCGAUUUCCUAUGCAGGGAAAGUGACACCUGUGGUCUUUAUGACUACCAAAAGUGCACAAAACCUGAAGCGUUUCCAUUGCAGUAACCCAAAUUAGCCCCAUUACCAUUACCCCUACAUGCCAUUCAACCGCCAAGCCGAUGCCCACUCCAAACCCCUCGACGUUUUCAAUCCUUACAACGAUGAACACCUCCUGAUUUUGUUGGGGUUUUCAAGAAUCAUUGUUUUAACAUCUGGGUUUUGCAAUGGACGACGGAGAGUUCUCGAUGGAAUUGGAUAUGGCGGUUCGAGUUGUUCAUUUGGCGUGUGCCCUUUGCCGGAGAGUUCAAGAGGGUUUGGUUUCGGCCGAUAAUGCCCAAGUUAUGGCCAAGGAUGAUGAUUCUCCGGUGACGAUUGCUGAUUGGAGUGUACAAGCAACUGUUAGCUGGAUCCUUUCCGAAUACUUUGGAAGCAAAAACGUAUCCAUUGUCGCUGAGGAGGAUGUACAAACUCUUUCUAAGCCGGAUUCGAGAACUCUGUUGUCAGCUGUGGUAAAAACCGUAAAUGAAUGCUUAGCUGAAGCUCAAAGAUAUGGCCUUCAAUGUCCACCUAGAGAACUCGGAACUUCUGAAAUUCUCGAGGCUAUAAGCCGGUGCAAUUCAACCGGUGGCCCGACAGGAAGACACUGGGUGCUCGACCCUGUUGAUGGAACAUUGGGUUUUGUUCGUGGGGAUCAAUAUGCCGUUGCUUUGGCCUUGAUUGUAAAUGGUGAAGUAGUUCUUGGAGUUCUUGGAUGUCCUAAUUAUCCAUUGAAGAAGGAAUGUUUUGAUUAUCAUUAUAAGGCAGCGACACCGAAAUCAUCGCAACCAUGUUCCGGUACCUUCGAAAAAGGUUGUGUAAUAUAUGCAAGGAGAAGCUGUGGUGGGGCGUGGAUGCAGCCAUUAGUCCAUGGCGAUGAGAAGCUCGAAUGGCCAAACUCAGCUAGCCUUGUUCGAGUUUCUUCCAUUGAUGACCCAGCACUUGCAACUUUCUGUGAACCUGUGGAGAAGCGGAACUCGAACCACUCGUUCACCGCAGGGCUGGCUCACAGUGUCGGGCUUAGGAAGCAGCCGUUACGAGUCUAUAGCAUGGUAAAGUAUGCUGCCAUAGCUCGAGGCGAUGCCGAGAUUUUCAUGAAGUUUGCAAGGACGGGAUACCGAGAGAAGAUAUGGGACCAUGCUGCUGGUGUUAUCAUUGUAGAAGCAGCAGGAGGCGUGGUAACGGACGCAGGAGGUCGUCCCUUGGAUUUCUCAAGGGGAAUAUACUUAGAAGGUCUCGACCGGGGAAUAGUUGUUUGCUCGGGGCCAAUCUUACAUGAGAAAAUCAUUGGAGCAGUCUAUGCCAGUUGGGAUUCUUCCAGUCUAUAAAAGCUUUCCCGACAAACGAUCGAUCGAGUCGACUGACUAGCCACCAUUAGGUACUUAUUUCUACCCAAACUGAUUCAUCUGAUUAAAUUCUUGUCUGAUAGAGCCAUUUGAAUAAAGUUUGUUCAUAUCUUCUGAUUGGCUGGCUGCAAUGUGAUGAAUGUUCUUGGCAUUUGUUCUUUACUACAUGACUUUCCAGUA
Cucurbita pepo subsp. pepo (vegetable marrow) is the source of this 1624-nucleotide messenger RNA. Its product is annotated as 3',5'-bisphosphate nucleotidase AHL. Lineage: Eukaryota; Viridiplantae; Streptophyta; Magnoliopsida; Cucurbitales; Cucurbitaceae. The record is from RefSeq and is a predicted model, not a curated record. Gene Ontology annotation, biological process: phosphatidylinositol phosphate biosynthetic process; sulfate assimilation. Gene Ontology annotation, molecular function: 3'(2'),5'-bisphosphate nucleotidase activity.